AUGAUCUAUGAUCUGUUCCAUUUUGGACACGCUCACGCCCUAGAGCAAGCCAAGAAAUUGAGGCCCUCGUCGCGAUCAACGCCCACUUCGGCUUCCCUCCGCGUGUUCGCCGACGACAAGCUCAACGGCACCCUCCCCUCCGCAAUCGCUGACCUCCCCUUCCUCCAAACCCUCCUCUUCCACAAGCUCCCCAACCUCGUCGGCGGCAUCCCCCCCUCCUUCACAAAGCUCAGGAAGCUCUCCAUCCUCCUUCUCAGCUCGAACUCUCUCUCCGGCCCGGUCCCGUCCUUCCUCUCCCAAAUCCAAUCUCUCACCGACCUCGACCUCUCCUUCAACAAGUUCUCCGGCUCGAUCCCCCCCUCGCUGUCCAACCUCCCCAACCUCCUGGCCCUCCACCUCGACCGCAACAUGCUCACCGGGACCAUCCCAGACGAAUUCGGAAAGUUCCCGACAGACUCGCCGCCGGACCUGUACUUGUCCCACAACAGCCUCUCCGGUCCGAUCCCAGCCUCGCUAGGCGAUCCGAAGUGGGGGGUAAUCGACCUGUCGAGGAAUGAGCUCACCGGCGACGCGUCGGUGCUGUUCGGAGCGGCGAAGCCGACCACGCAGAUCGACAUAUCAAGGAACCGUUUCGGGUUCGACUUGACCGGAGUGACUUUCCCGGUGAACUCGACGGCAUUGGAUAUGAACCAUAACAUGAUAUACGGUGAGAUUCCGGCACAGAUUAAUGCGGUGGGUGGGCUCGUGCUGUUCAACGUGAGCUACAACAGGCUGUGUGGGGAAAUACCCAGUGGGAGCGUGACGGCGAAGUUCGAUGAGUACUCUUACCUGCAUAACAAGUGCUUGUGUGGUGCUCCCUUGCCCGCGUGCAAGUCAGACUGAGGGGUGUUUAAUGUUAAACCGCCGCAUUUUAAGUCAUAAUUAUUAUUAGUGGCUUUGUACGUACGAAGAAUAAGUGGCUACCUACAAUAUUUGUAUGCUUGAUUAGCCAUAAUCAUUUGCUAAAUAAUAAACUGUUUUUGCUGUAAAACA
This is a messenger RNA of Asparagus officinalis (garden asparagus), 1032 nucleotides long. RefSeq names its product polygalacturonase inhibitor-like. NCBI's taxonomy places the organism in Eukaryota, Viridiplantae, Streptophyta, Magnoliopsida, Asparagales, Asparagaceae. Bases 1 to 882 code for a protein of 293 amino acids. Gene Ontology annotation, molecular function: protein binding. The record is from RefSeq and is a predicted model, not a curated record. The transcript has 2 exons.